UUAACUAUCAACUGUCACACAUGACAUACACAUGAAAAAUUGUCAAAAUAUACAAGUGACACGUAACUUCACGUAAUUAAAUUUCAUUUUCGCGACCUUCAAAUGUGUAAAUUAAUAAAAAUUCGCGUCCUUAACGUAUAAUAUUUUCAUGACAACAUGUCCGAUAAGAGUUUCGGUGAUCACACAAACAGGAACAUACUAAAAAACCCUCUUCUUUCGUCGGCUGUGACUGGUUUGUCUCUUGAAGAUUUGACACACAACGCUGUUUUGCUGCCUGUUGUUCAGAGCGAGGAGCUGAUCCGACGACAAGAUCAACAAACCGGGCCUCAAGUUGGUACCCUGGCGCACAACGAAUACGGCGUCACAAAUCUCCCAUCUGGGGACGCAAACUCCAAUACAAUAUUUCCAACAUUACCGCCAACAAUCAAUCCAAACACACUAGACAGUAAGCAAAAUGAUAAAUAUAAAGGUAGCUCGGCUAUGCCGAGUUUAUCAAAAGCUUCACAAAAAUCCGAAGAUGACUUUGACGUAAAUGAAUAUUUCGCGAGAUUACAAGGAAGUAGAUAUGUAAGCGCCCCAUUGAACAGUCUUCUCAAAGAAGACAAGAAUGCAAAUUUGGAAGCGACCGAAGAGAAUCUGGAAGAGAUCAAUUUGAAUGAACCAGAGAAAGUGCAGAAUGCGGAUAUUCAGCAGAGCUUGACAGCUGAUAUAGCGCAGAAUUUUUCACAGCUACCAACGGUUUUGCCUCAAAUGGCAAGCGCUGUUUUUAGCUCGUUUUCCAACAUGUUGAGUAUGAAAAGUCGAGAACAGACUCCUGAUGAGGUAAAGCCGGAUUCAGGAUAUCAGGAGGUACAGUUUCAAAGACCCGAAGAUAUCGGUGUGCCUUUAAUGGGUGUGGAUGAGAGAGUGAAAGAGGUAGCUCCGCCGCCGAAGGAGCCUCCUAUUUCUGGUACUACAAAUUACCGCAUCACAACAAAGAAGAAGGCAUACGCUCAAAUACCAGGAUUAAGUUCUCGUGAAAAUACUCAAAAUUUACCUUUGCAUCCCCCUAUGAACCAUUCUAGUAUACCGCCAUUCUUCACUCCACCUACUUCAACUAAUGUAUUAAAUGAAGGUUCGGGAUUGGAAACCGAUCCAAUUAGACCAAAGGAAGUUAAUUUAUUCAAUCCUGUACAUACUGAAACAAAUAACGAAGGAACCGCUACAGUCCAUUCAGUAGUAAACUAUAAUGAACCUAAUUUAUAUGCUAAUAAAGGUGACGAAAAUUUUGGAACUAUAGAAUAUCCAUCUAAUCAAACUGUACCGUUUUAUGGACAAGACGCUCAAACUGCAGCGAUCGCUCAACCAACUCCACCUAUAAUUCCGCCUCCUCCUAUGUUCUCUAAUGCACCUAGGAAAGAUAAUAAUACAGUAGGAAAAUCAGUCUUACCACCAUCAGUUGCAAGGCGGAUAUCUGCAAAUCAUCCAAUAAUUAAACCUACAAUGUCACAAGCUCCGGUUUUCGCAUCAAAUAUAUUUGUGCCCAAUUUAGAUCCUUCGACUACAGAUAAUUUGCAGAAUUUAUUUAAUUCUGGACACAGUCAGUCUCAAAAUAUAGUUUCGACUGUAUUCACACCGACGCUUGUAACAAAAUCGCAACCGACAAUUUGUAAUGUACCUGCAACUCCUUUAGUUGCUCCAGCUGUAACACAAGCGUCAGCUGUUCUUCAGAAUCAAAGCGAUUCACAAUCACUGGCAAUUUCUUCAGCAUCAGCACCUAAUGUACCAAGUGACAGUUUUAAUUUACAAUCAUCGACUUGGAAUAUAACAGCUCCGCCAACGAAUGUGUUAAAUAGUACCACAUCUAUUCAUCGAUCUAGUUUUAUUCAAGAGAACUCUGCUGAUGUAGUAAAUUUACCACCGUCAUCUACAAUUUUUUUCAACCCAGGACCAUCAAAUUCAUUACCACCUAUAAAUGUAUUUACACCGACUUCUGCAUUUAAUCCCCAAAAAACAUUAUCUUCAAGUGCUGAAGUACCACUACCAGCAAGUACAACUCCUAGUUACCCUGGUGAGGACCUCUUACAGUCCUCUACUCCAACAACGGAAUCCACCACUACAAAUAUUUGUCAAAAUUCUGCAUCUAAUAAUGUAUUAGCAUUGGAUCAGAACACUACAAAUUUGAUAAAAUCAAUUCCAUUGAAUACUCAAGAUAAUAUUUUACAGCCUUCAUCUUUUGCGCAAAACGUUCCAGUAGCUCCAUCUUUCUUUAAUCCUAGCACUGUGAAAACUGCUGAAAAUGAUUUAAUACAAAGUAAUCAAGAAAAUGUUAAACAUAUUAUCCCGCCUCCGGUGGCAGAUAUCCAUAAAUCGAUUGCUGAACCACCAAAAGCAAGUGGCAAUAUCAAUUAUAGAUUAAAUAAGAAACGGCCUCAAUAUUACGCCGGUCCAAUUGAAGGAGUUGGUUCAAUAAGUAAUAAUAUUAAACCCCUGCUACCUACAGUGGAACCGAGUAGUUUUCAAGGUGAUUUGUUUGUUCCUCAACAACCGAGCUUAGCACCGAUCGAACAAGAAUUAGUAGCACCUAAUAUUGAACAAGCUACUGUGCCAUUUGAUCUUAAUAAACAAGAAAAUACUAUGUACUCACAAUUUAAUGUACCUAAUACACAAAAAUUUGCGCCAGCUAAUGUGCAAUCUGAUUACAAUACAGCAUUCGAUUUAAGUAGACCAACCACAGAAAGAUACCAGGAACCACCACAGGAAUCUAAAGGGUUUGGUAUUAUUGGUUCUUUAAAAUCUAAACUUAGUUCUAUAGAUAUAAAUAAAAUCCAGAAUACUGUGACUACAUUCUUUGACCCUGCUUACAAUGAGGCUAAAAAAGAAGAAACAUUUAACCAAGAAAAUAUUUCUCAUGGCCAUCAGUCUAAUGCACAAGCAUCGUAUGGCUAUAACAACCAGGAAUUUGAAAUAUUUGUACCUAAUGAACAGCCUCCAAUACCUUCACAAAAUUACGAUUAUCAGAACAAUAUGUCUAAUUAUUUUGAUCACAUGCAGUAUUAUCCAGUUCAAGAUUCAUGUAAUUAUUAUCAGAAUCAAGAACAGACCAACUAUUAUACAAAUUUACAACAAAACUAUGUAACCAAUUAUGAUAAAGAUCCACAUACUUCAACUGUUGUGAAUACGGCAGAAGCACCUGUUAAAGAUAAUCUGCAUAAUGCCUAUUUUAAUGACACUAACACUACAUCGUUUGAAAGUAUAGACAAACAACCUAUCGGUUCAGUUACGUUACAUGAAAAAAGUGAAUACAUACCAAAUGCAAAUGUACCUGAGCAAGAAAUUGCUCAAAAUCCGAGUAAGAAUGAUAUUAGUUUGUCUGCUCAAAACUUUUUCAGUUUUAUACCACCAACAACACAGGAAAGUUCGCUAUAUAAAACAUCUGAUUCACAGCAGUCUGUUAAUUCGACAGUUUAUGAGAAUAAACCCGAAAAUGUAUUAAAUGUGACAGCACACCAAUUUUUUGAUAAUAAAUUACCAGUUACAGAAGAAACAGUAACAAAAGAAAAUGUCGAACCUCCAUUACAAGAAACUUCUCAAACUGAAGUUAAAGAUGAAAAUAUUCUUCCUCCAGCGAAUUUUUUCAGUUAUGAUUCUACAAGCAAAAAUAGUAAUGACGAUGUAUUAGAAAUUACAAAUAUACAAACUACUGUAAAUACAAGUGUAAGAUAUAAUAAUAGUACUAAACAAGUUGAAGAGAAAAAUGAUAUCUUAGCAAAAGAAGCAUUAUUAUUGUCUGCAAAAAAUCAUAUUCAAAUACCAGAGAAUACAUUUUCUAAUUUUAGAUUUGAUAUUGACAACAAAGAUAAAGAUCAAUUUCCGAUAAUUCAAAAUAAUCAGACAAUUAAUCAAGAAAAUGUAACAGAUAAUGCUGAAAUCGAAGCACCGGUAGAAUAUAGCACAAAUAAUAUCUCUGAUAAAUCUUUAGAAACUACGGAGCUCGAGUUUGCUUUGAAAAAUGUGUCUUUAAAUGAAAUACCGAAAAACGUGGAAACUGUAUCUAAUCGUGACACCAGUAUCAGUUCUUGUGAAAACAUCACAUGUAGAGAUAAACCGCUUCGUGGUAAUAGUCAGGAAAACGAUAGUGUAUCUGACUUUAAUAUAUGCGAAACAUGUAGAGAAGUUAAUAAACCAGAGGGUAAAGAAACGGAUGAUUUAACUUCACAGAUGAUAGAAAACAUCAUAGCACCUAUACAACUUCUGAAUCCUGUAGAGGUUCCAUUCACAGAAAGUAAUACUCCAGUUGACGAUCGGAUUGAUUUUGAUACAGAACAAUGUGUAGAAAUAUCUAAUAUAACUGAAGAAACCAUUGAAGCUCUUCAAGUACAAUCGGCGGCAAAACUUUUAGAUAAUGAAUCUGGGGAUAAUAUUUCUACCAGAGGCUAUGGAUGGUGUACAGACAAUACAAUGCCUACUUCGAAAGAUUUAAUAGAACACAAUUACGCUUUCCAAAUGGAUCCAAAUUCAAUUGGCUUUUACGGUGGAAAUUCUUUAUUUUUUGAUAAUAUUCCCAAUAACGCUAGUGAUGAAAUAAAAGCCGAGUACAAAAAUUCGUAUGAAGAUACACCUGUAGUGCUACCCAGACAAAUGAGUGUACCAACAGCACCUCCCGCACCGAAUAAUGACUUUAAGUCCGAUGAAACUGGUGGUUUAGAUGUGCACUCUAUAGAACAGGAUGCAAAGAAAGAUUUUCCUCUCUUUGAAGAAUUUGUUAUAGAUCCCUCGGAAACUGAUGAUGAUAAAAUAGAAUAUAAAGAACGAGAAAGAAGCUCAGACGAUCCUGUUCCAGAAGUAGAUUCGUUUACUGACAGAGUAGAGAAAUUUAAAAAAAUGGAAGAAACUGCAGUUGAGGAAAAUGAUGACAUAUUUGAUGCGCAGAAGUCACAGAGAAUUGAUCUAAUUACUAUGAACAACCCUGUUAUUACAAUAGCCUCUUAUUUUGAUACUGGAAACUACGCUGCAGAAACUCAUUAUAGAAAUUCGAUUUCUUCUCCAUAUAAUCAGUUCCAAGUGGGUUCACCUAAUAUACCUAUGCGCAUUCCGCCUGGUUUUGAGGAUGAAUACAAGAGAAGACUAAGUGGCAUUUCUUCAGAAAACUUAUUUGUAAACACUAAGAACGAACCGUACAUUCCUGAUACUUCCACACAAAUACGUCCUCCAGAGAUACCAACUUAUAGUUCGAUUCACAGGCCUGAUGAAGAACUACCUGUAACGCAAGAAAAGGAAUCGCGCAAAUCGUCAUGUGCAUCAGAGAAACUAAUUCCUUUAGCUACUAUUUUUGGUGACAAUAUGGCUGUGAAGCAAACGGAAAACUUUCAAAAAAUAGAAUCUGCGGAUAGUCAAAGAUUAAACCUUUCCUCAGAAAUUCUUUCUUCAGAAAUAUUACCACCUCCCUCUACUGUAUGCGGAAUGAGUCAAGAACAACAUUUGCCAACGUUGGAACCCAAAACAGAAGAAAGUAAUGUAAAGUUAGAUACGCCAUUAUUUGGUGGCACUUCUUUGUCUACCGAAAUUCCUGAAACAUCACGUAGUUUUCCCGAAAUACCUUCACAAACAGCAGAAAAGAAGCAACCCGAGACAAAAAUGUUACCCGAUCCGGUUAGCUUUUUCUCCACUCCUGAGAAUCCUGUUAAUAAACAAGAAGACAAUGAUAACAGUUUUAACAGAUUAGCAAGUUAUUUUACGACCCCAACGAAUACCGAUCCAGCCAAGUCUUUUUUUGAGUUGAGCCAAAGUCAAAAUCAUUACAGACAUGCUUCAAAUGAAAGUAAACCGAGUUCAAUGGAAAAUAAUAGUUUUCAGCAAAGUAGUCAAUCUAAUUUAGAUCAGAAACAUAUCCAAAACAUUCCACAUGAUAAGUCCAUAAUAAAUCUAAUGAAGGAUUUGACGUCCUUUCAACACUUUGAAAAUGACCAAAUAGUCAGGAGAGUAAAUUAUUUCACAACGGAAUAUAGUAAUGUAAAUAUAAACGAAUUAAAAAUAGGCGAACCAAGCUAUAGUCAAAUUGUAGAUAAAGAAAUAGGUAAUAAAGUCACCGAUCUAGAAAAUAAAAAUGAUAAUAAAAGUAAAUUAGAGGAAAUGACAGAUGAUGAAUGUUUUCUUUCGAUGGUAAUGAAUUGUAAAUAUUGCUGUAACAAUUGGGCUUCAUUAGAUAAACGUUAUAAAGUUAGGAAAACAAUGGAUAGCGGAAAUACCGAGUCUAAACGAGAAAGUGAUAGUAAUAUGGAGCAGGACAAGCCUGGCGCUAGUCACAAAGACGUCACAGUGAUUUUUCAAAAUAACGAAGAGCGAAAUGAAGACGUUGCUGUUAUGACUGAGCAACGCUCCAGCGCGGAGUACACCCCAGUCAAACACCACUGGUUCUACCGUGUGGACACAGAGAAAAAGUCCACAUGGAAAGGAUUCUCCUUUGCGGACUCGAAGGCAUUGGAGGAAGCGUUUCAUAGCCCCAACCUGAACGAGAAUACCCUGGUGCCAACAGAUGGUGGUCGCUAUGACGUGAACAUCAUAGGUCGGCUCAGGGUAGCCGUCUAUUGGGCGGACAAACCGACAAAUGUCAGGAGGUGCAGUUGGUUCUACAAGGGUACAACGGACCCCAGAUAUGUGCCCUACACAGAAGCAGUCGCCGAAAAGCUCGAGGAGGAGUACCGCCACGGCAUGACAACUGGCGAAUGGCACAGGCGCCUGGUGCUGCCCAACAACGAGUCGGUGGUGAUGCACGGCCCCACCGUCAUGGUGCAUCUGCUGCAGAGUGCCACAGACAGCUUUAGCUCCACACCU
Galleria mellonella (greater wax moth) is the source of this 6813-nucleotide messenger RNA. RefSeq lists its product as uncharacterized. Lineage: Eukaryota; Metazoa; Arthropoda; Insecta; Lepidoptera; Pyralidae. Gene Ontology annotation, molecular function: metal ion binding. Gene Ontology annotation, cellular component: COPII-coated ER to Golgi transport vesicle. The record is from RefSeq and is a predicted model, not a curated record.